AGAGGCCAUGCUUCCUUCCCUGCCGGUCUUGGCUCUUGGCCUCCUGUUAACUCUGGCCUUGGGCCAGACAUUCCAAUUUCAAGAACAUGUCUUUCUCCAAUUUUCGGGCUUAGACAAGAUGCCUUCACCCCAGAAAUUCCAACCUGUGCCUUAUAUCAUGAAGAAAAUUUUCCAGGAUCGAGAGGCAGCAGCCACCACUGGAGUCUCCCAAGACUUAUGCUCCGUUAAGGAGCUGGGAGUCCGUGGGAACAUACUUCGACUUCUCCCUGAUCAAGGUUUCGUUCUUUACUCCAACAAUCUUCCCAAGGACUCCUCUUGCCUACAGAAGCUCCUCUACUUUAAUCUGUCUGCAGUCAAAGAUACGGAGCAGUUAACAAUGGCCCUUCUGGGUCUGGACUUGGGGCCCAACACUUACUAUAACCUGGGACCAGAACUGGAAUUAUCUCUGUGCCUGGUUCAGGAGCCUCAUAUGUGGAGCCGGUCCAUCCCUAAACCAGGUAAAAUGUUUGUAUUGCAGUCAGUACCUUGGCCUCAGGGUGUCCUUUACUUCAACCUGCUGGAUGUGGCUAAGGUUUGGAAUAAUAACCCCCAGAAGAACUUAGGUUUGUUCCUAGAGAUACUGGUCAAAGGAGACAGAGACCCUGGGGUGAAUUUUCAGCUUGAGGCCACCUGUGCCAGACUGAGCCGUCUUCAUGCUUCCCUGCUGGUGGUAACCCUUAAUCCGGAGCAGUGCCACUCUUCUUCCCGAAGAAGGAGGGCAGCCAUCCCUGCCCCUAACGCUUCUUGCAAAAACCUCUGCCAUCCUCACCAGCUAUUCAUCAACUUCCGGGACCUGGGUUGGCACAAGUGGAUCAUUGCCCCCAGAGGGUUCAUGGCAAAUUACUGCCACGGACAUUGUCCUUUCUCAAUGACCACCGCCCUCAACAGCUCCAAUUAUGCUUUCAUGCAAGCACUGAUGCAUGUAGUUGACCCAACGAUUCCCCAGGCUGUCUGUAUUCCCACCAAACUGUCCCCCAUUUCCAUGCUAUAUCAGGACAAUGAUGACAAUGUCAUUCUACGACAUUAUGAAGACAUGGUAGUUGAUGAAUGUGGGUGUGGGUAAGCUGUCAGAAAAGGGAAUCGAAGGAGUAUUCUUAAGGUAAAGCUUUUAAUAAAACUAUCUAUCUGGUUUAUGACCUGUUGGAUC
This is a messenger RNA of Rhinolophus ferrumequinum (greater horseshoe bat), 1186 nucleotides long. It is a transcript of the gene GDF3, whose product is annotated as growth differentiation factor 3. Gene Ontology annotation, cellular component: extracellular region. The transcript is spliced from 2 exons. The record is from RefSeq and is a predicted model, not a curated record. Gene Ontology annotation, biological process: BMP signaling pathway; SMAD protein signal transduction. Gene Ontology annotation, molecular function: growth factor activity; cytokine activity. Lineage: Eukaryota; Metazoa; Chordata; Mammalia; Chiroptera; Rhinolophidae. Bases 8 to 1102 code for a protein of 364 amino acids.